AUUUUAGAAAUUUUUAUUUGACAGCUAAUAUAUACACACACAACUCGUCGUUCCGUACAUUAACGUGAGUUUUUGUGUGUGUAUAAAUAGUUGUCCAGAGUUGGGUGUGGCUGUGAAGAUACUCUUAGUCGUUAGCUGUAAUUCUCCAUUUUCAGUUUUUCAUCUUCUGAUUUGAUUUUCGGUGGUGGAGAAAUGGCCGGCGGUGGUAUUGCACCUUCUCCCGGCGGCGGGAAGGCGUAUCCGGGGAAUCUGACGCUGUACGUGAUUGUGACGUGCGUUGUUGCGGCGAUGGGAGGACUUAUUUUCGGCUACGAUAUUGGGAUUUCAGGCGGUGUGACGUCGAUGGAUUCGUUCCUGAUGCGUUUCUUCCCGUCGGUUUACCAUAAGGAGAAACUGGAUGCGAACACGAACCAGUACUGUAAGUUCGACAGUGUUACGCUUACGCUGUUCACGUCGUCGUUGUACCUGGCGGCGCUGGCGUCGUCGAUUGUGGCGUCGACGGUGACCAGAAAGCUCGGAAGGAAACUGUCAAUGCUGUUUGGAGGAAUCCUGUUUUGCGCAGGAGCGUUGAUCAAUGGCUUCGCGCAGAACGUCGCCAUGCUCAUUGUCGGUCGGAUUUUACUCGGAUUUGGAAUCGGAUUCGCAAAUCAGUCUGUUCCUCUGUACCUUUCAGAAAUGGCUCCGUACAAAUACAGAGGGGCACUCAACAUCGGAUUCCAGCUGUCGAUAACCGUCGGCAUUCUGGUAGCCAACGUACUGAACUACGGCUUCGCAAAGAUCGAAGGCGGUUGGGGAUGGAGGCUGAGCCUCGGCGGCGCGAUGGUUCCUGCUCUAAUCAUCAUCCUCGGAUCACUCCUCCUCCCGGAGACGCCUAAUUCCCUAAUCGAGCGCGGCAAGCGCGAUGAGGCUCGAGCGAAGCUCGUCCGAAUCCGCGGAAUCUCCGACGUCGACGAGGAAUUUCACGACCUCGUCGCCGCCAGCGAGGCGUCGCAGAAGGUCGAGCAUCCAUGGCGGAAUCUGUUGCAGAAAAAGUACAGACCUCAUCUCGUGAUGGCCGUACUCAUCCCCUUCUUCCAGCAGCUCACCGGAAUCAACGUAAUCAUGUUUUACGCGCCGGUAUUGUUCAAAACCCUAGGCUUCGCCAGCGACGCCUCUCUAAUGUCCGCCGUGAUCACCGGAGUCGUCAACGUCGUCGCCACCUGGGUCUCCAUCUACGGCGUCGACAAGUGGGGCCGCCGCUUCCUCUUCCUCGAAGGCGGCUCGCAGAUGUUCAUCUGCCAGAUCGUGGUGGCGAUUUGCAUCGGCGUUAAGUUUGGGGUCACCGGAGUCGCCGCCGAGAUCGAGAAAUGGUUCGCGUCGUUGGUGGUUCUGUUCAUCUGUGUCUACGUGGCGGGCUUUGCGUGGUCGUGGGGCCCUCUCGGCUGGCUGGUUCCCAGCGAAAUCUUUCCGUUGGAAAUCCGGUCGGCGGCGCAGAGCAUAAACGUGUCGGUAAACAUGAUCUUCACGUUUCUGAUAGCUCAAGUGUUUUUGUCGAUGCUGUGCCACAUGAAGUUUGGGCUGUUCUUGUUCUUCGCUUUCUUCGUGGUGGUUAUGUCGGUGUUCAUAUAUUUCUUCCUGCCGGAGACGAAGAACAUUCCUAUUGAAGAGAUGAUGUACGUUUGGAGGAAUCACUGGUUCUGGUCGAAAUACGUCACUGAUGAUGAUCUUCCUGCAAAUGGACGAUCCGCCAUGGAAAUGCAGGCUGCAGGGGAGAAGAAGGUCUGACUGAAUUAUUGUUACUGUUACUAUUGUUAUUGUUAUUAUUAUUAUUAUUAGGUAAUAAGUGUAAGGUUUAUGAUGAGUAAGAUGCUGUAAUUGCUGGAUUAUUGUUUUUAAUUUUGUGUUUUUGUUACAGGACUUUGUAUUUUGUCACAUUGAAUUGUUUAAAUUUAUGGUUAUUUAUUAUUUAUUUA
Molecule: messenger RNA, 1952 nt
Organism: Andrographis paniculata
Lineage: Eukaryota; Viridiplantae; Streptophyta; Magnoliopsida; Lamiales; Acanthaceae
Product: sugar carrier protein C-like
Exons: 3
Coding region: 193-1764 (523 amino acids)
Biological process (GO): monosaccharide transmembrane transport
Cellular component (GO): membrane
Molecular function (GO): monosaccharide transmembrane transporter activity
Source: RefSeq, a predicted model, not a curated record